GUCGACAGAACCUUCAUCCGGAUCUUGACGGGAAGCAAAUUCUCAAAGGCUCGUCAACACAUCUUGGCAAUGAGCAACUGGUCAAAGGUAUGGAAAAAACCAAGAGCCCCAAUCGUGGAGCCUCAAAAAGCAAGAAUCCUGUGAACUAUAUAUGUCGUCAAGUGCAAGUUGAAGAUAUUUGGGCUUCCGAGUCUGUUCUCCAAUACCUCUUACUGCAAAACCCCUCCCGUGCGCGAAGUCCUUGUAGAACUUGACAAAAGCUUCCCUAUUGUCAAAUCUCAAAUGCUCCC
This is a messenger RNA of Linum tenue, 290 nucleotides long. Lineage: Eukaryota; Viridiplantae; Streptophyta; Magnoliopsida; Malpighiales; Linaceae. The record is from the annotation of a GenBank genome assembly.